AUGGACCUGGUCUGCCAAAGUGCCGAGAAAGCCUGUCUCAAACAAAUCCAAGAUGGUGACUAUCCAGCGGCACACUCACCUGCGUCAGACAGCCCAUCGGAGUCAGAACCUCUGGCGGUCCAGGCUGAGGAUUCCCCGGUAACUGACAAGAGCCUCAAGGUGAUGCUGAUGCAGGUCCAGACAAUGCUACAGUUGGACUUUCAACAAUUGUCCACCACCUCCGUAAAGAAAUGGCGAAUCUGGGAGGUAGGACCAAUCACCUCGAGCAGAAGGCUGAAGAACUCUGAGCAGGCCCAUAACGAGUUUGCGGACAGGCUGCAACGACUGGAAGAAGACCAUGCCACCCUCAAACACAAAGUAGCGGACGUCGAAGACAGGGCGAGACGGAAUAAUAUCUGA
Molecule: messenger RNA, 399 nt
Organism: Pelobates cultripes (western spadefoot toad)
Lineage: Eukaryota; Metazoa; Chordata; Amphibia; Anura; Pelobatidae
Source: the annotation of a GenBank genome assembly